GCGAUCGCCAUCGGUGCGACGGCGCGAUGACGAUCUCGACGAACGGAGACAGAGAGCGCUACCCCACCCCCCCGCCACUCCAGUCAAUCGCUCUCCAGGGUUGUGACGUCUCUUCAGGCGUGACCCCGAGGAGCGCGAUCGGCGCAGACGUCGCCGCGGUUCGUUCGGCGUCGUUGCCGCAACUGACGAUGAAAAUGCCGCGAUCCAAGGUGUAUCGCAAGACGUCCCUCAAGAAUUCAUCUCUCAGGUCCGAGAUGGUCGACCACAUCAGCGCCGGUGGAAGGAACGGCGUGCGAUACAUGAGCGCCGCCGCGGAGAAGAGGAAGAACAUCGCGUCGGAUGGAGUAGACACCGACGCCGUCCAUAUCACACGCAAUCCUUUGCCGUAUCCGUACUCGACGCCGUCGGCGACAAUCAUCACCACCACCAUGACGAUCAGCACCACUACCACUACCACUACUACCACCACCACCACCACUACCACCACUACCACCAACAACAAGAAAACGACGGUAGAGAGCGACGAGGAGCCCAAAAGCCGCAGCUGCGGCAGUUUCCUACCGAUACUAUCCCUGAUCCCGCAUUCAAUUAUCAGCUUCAAAUAUCUCAGUCCGAAAAUGAAGUUCUCGUGGUGGCGGAACAAGAUCUCGUGAAGGCACGCGUAGAUGCCCACCGUCGUCGCUGUCGACGUUGUGCGUCGCGACGCCACCCCGACUUGUUUUAUGGAGGAGACAUACCUCUUUCUUACCUCUCGUAGCGAGCUCUCUUUCUCUCUUUGCUUGUACACAUAUGUACUUUUCUCCCCUCUCUCCUUCUAUGUAUCUUAUUUCCGACCAGUCUUCAAUUAGAGGAAUCCCGAAAGCAUCGUGCAUUAGCAGAUUCACCGACUGACGCGUUGACUGCUCGCGUAUUGAAAUGCACGAGCUGCUACAGCUGUAACUUUCGCAGUUAUGAAAUUUCUACUGUCGGAAAGAUGCAUACACACGCUACACAUACAUACACACUCACAUACAUAGAUACACACCUCGUUAAAGUAAACGCAUUACAUUGAGGAUAAGUGUUACAUGUUCGUGAUGGUUCCUCUUUUGACGAGUUUCCGCGCAUAAGCAUAAGGCUUGGUUCCUUAAAAUGUUUUUUCGAACGUUUGACAAUUUCAAUAAUUUUACGUGAAGGUACGACCGUUCGAGAUUCCAAGAUCUAAGACUAUGACGAAAUGUGAGACUUAAGGAACCAAACUGAGAUUUUCUACGGGAAACACUGUAACUUUUGUAACACAACGCUCUCCCAGUUCUUUCAACUUGCCGAAGAAAAAUUGUUUAUUAUAUAUAAUGUAUAUAUAUAUGUAUAUAUAUAUAUAUAUAUAUAUACGCAUACGACGCUUUCCAUGCGUCAUCGGAUCCUCUAGUCGAUCAAAGUUCCUCCCUUGUACAAUGCGCUUUUAACUUGUAUAAUUUUUUUUUUCUUUGAAAAUCUGCAGAGACCGUCAUCCCUGUAGUUUGCCCCUUGCUCUAGGAUAUAUCUAGUAUGCAGGUAUGCGAACAUUCCGGAAUCUAAACUGCGUGCCACUUCAGACCGAGUGGUCGUGCUUGACGAGUUAAGAGUUUUUUUUUUGCAUCACUACGCUCAUCCUACUUCUUUUCUUACUUCUCGUCGAAAAUACUAGAAGUAUUCCAAGAACCUAGAGUACCUAAGUGAGACGCAAACAUUUCUCUGUAAUAUCCAAGAAUCUAAAGACCGUAGAACCUAAGGAUCCACAGUUCCUAGAAUCUAACACCUAAAUGAUCCAAAGAUCCUAGAAUCUAAGUACGCAAAGAUCCUAGAAUGUAAGGAGAUUCAAAGAUUCUUAAAAUUUAGGGAGACACUUCAACAUUGUUAGAGCGUAAGGAUUCCAGGCUAUUUCGCGAGGAUGCGAGAUCCAAGAGAUGAAAUCGCGCAUCCUCGAAGAUUCUAGAAUGUAAGGAUUCAAAAAGAGACAUUUAUAAAAUCUAAGCGUCUAACGAUCGGAUAUAAUAUAUCUCCUCUACUAAUUGGAAUUUCUUUUUGGGCGAAUUUCUGUAAUUAUAGCACCGUCAUGGGCGGUCAAUUUUAUAUAAAUACAUAUAUAUAUAUAUAUAUAUAUAUAUAUAUAUAUAUAUAUAUUCUCGGCUGCAAUUAUCACAUAAUUGUCGAAAUAUACAGCCGGAGAAUAUACAUAUAUGAAAAGAAGAAUAUGUUGAGAAAGCUUUACGUUUUACGUAAGAUUAAAAUACAACAGAGAGAAAAAGAGAUAGUUGGAUGUCUCGACGACUGAUCUCUGAAUUCCCCGUUGAGAUGAGAGUCGCUCGAGAUACGCUGGAAGAAGAGAAAGACAUUUGUCGUCUAUUUUGUUAUAUACGCAUCAACAAGCCAACUUGCGUGAGAGAGUCACGCGAGAGGAGGGCGAGGAUCGAUCUCGUCGUCGGUCGUCCUCGUGGUUUCAGGAAAACGGUACCGGAGUAGCCGUCGGUACGUCUGUCCGCCGAAAUGGAGAGACCCGUGCAUCGCGAUGCGAGAUCUAGUUUAAUCGUCGAGGCGAUAAUUUUUCUUUUUUUUUUUUACAGCUCUCUUCAUUUUCGUUCAUAUUUUAAGUUCCUGCGUUUUCUAACGUUUCUACGUUGGUCAGCGUGACGAUUAUCCCCGUUUAUGAACAGACGAAGGUGCGUACAAAGAUAUUUGUUCGUAACUUUCGACGGUUAAGUCGAGCCCGACUAUCUAACAUUACAUGCUAGAUCGAUUAGCAACCCGAUGGACCCGUUUCUCGCUGUAAUUCUUUUAAUUAAUCGACGAUCUUGGUUCCCUAUCUUAUUUUUUUCCCUUUUUUUUUUCGGAAUCGACAGAGUGAUACGUUACUGUUGCUGCGACGACGGACUCGAAGUUAUUGUUCGUCGAGCAACAUUUUCGCGUCUCCUGUAUGCUUUCCGAUUUUAAUAAAGUCAUUUUAUGUGAACACGUAUCUUCCGUUGUAUAUUCUUUAUUUUAUUGAGUUACCUUUCUUCCUCUGUUUUCCUUUGUUAUUAAUUAAUAUCUUAAAUAUUUAUUACACACUCAUUUGUAAAACUUCUUCUGCAUUGUUUCUUUUUUUUUUUUUGUUUCAACUAAAGGAUCAUGUUGUUGCAAUCGAGAUAAUUUCUCGAUUUUACGCGUCGCCGAUUUACAUUUUAUGAUAGAAGCGAGGAUAUUGUAAAUAGUCGCGAAAUCAGUGUGAUACUUUGCUUAACUAUUUUUUUAAAACGUUAUACUUUGCAAUCUUUUUUUACGAAAUUUGACUUGUUAUUCUCUAUAAUAUAUUUUAUAUUAAUAACGAUUUUCGUCUCCCGUAUUGUCAAUGAUCAUUAGAUUCAGCGACUUCUAUUGAAUAGGUGAAUAAGAUCAAUCGAUGUGCGAUAAUAGGAUAAGCGCGGUUAACGAGAGAGUACAAAUAAUUAAUCGAUAUAAAGAAGUUAAUGAUUAAAUUUUAAUCGAUAGCGAUGUCGACAGGAUAGAAAGAGAGGAAAAAAGAAUACGCUGUAACACAACAUCGUGAAGUGUUACUUUCAAAAGCAUUACUAUUCGUUGCUAAUAGAUCACUGUUGCAUGCUAAAAGUAAAUAAAUUUUUGUGUAAAAUAUAUCUAUAUGAAAUAAAGAUUAUAUUUAGUCAAU
Messenger RNA from Monomorium pharaonis (pharaoh ant), 3658 nucleotides. RefSeq names its product putative mediator of RNA polymerase II transcription subunit 30. Bases 27 to 653 code for a protein of 208 amino acids. The transcript has a single exon. Lineage: Eukaryota; Metazoa; Arthropoda; Insecta; Hymenoptera; Formicidae. The record is from RefSeq and is a predicted model, not a curated record.